AUGAUGGACACAGAGGAAGUCAGACUGGUUGGGCCUUCCCAAAGAAAGAUGACAGAGAAUGUCUUCCAGAAGAAGGAACAGUCUUCUCAGAAUCAGUGUGCUCCCAGGAAGCAGGAAGGAAGCCACUCUAGAGAUAGCACAAGGAAGCGGCCAAAGAAAAGAAUGAGCAAGUCCAUUCUUGGUGGGACCAACAAAGCCCUCAGUGAAACCCUCCUAGAUCACCACGCAGAAGGGACUCCAUUCGAAUGCACAAUCUGUGGGAAGAGUUUCAGCAGUAAUUCAGAGAUUACUAGGCACAAAAGGACCCACACGGGGGAGAAACCAUACAAAUGCUCUUUCUGUGGGAAAACCUUCACUCAGAGCUACCACCGCGUUGUUCAUGAGAGAUCUCACACGGGAGACAACCCUUAUGAGUGUUCUGUCUGUGGGAAGCGCUUCAGUCGUAAUUCGCACCUUAUCAUCCACGAGCGUAUCCACACUGGGGAGAGACCCUUUAAGUGUUCGACCUGUGGGAAGUGCUUCAGUUCGAAGUCACACCUUGUCGUCCACGAAAGAAUCCACACCGGGGAAAAACCUUACGAAUGCCCGACGUGCGGGAAGGGGUUUGCUUGCAAGUCGUCCCUAAUUUUACAUGGCAAGACUCAUUCUGGGGAGAGACCGCACAAGUGCUCUGUCUGCGGGAAGUGCUUUGCCCGCAACGCGACCUUGGUCAUACACCACCGGACCCACACAGAGAAACCAUACCACUGUUCUGCCUGUGGGAAAGGUUUCCAUCAUCAAAAGCAUCUUUUGAAACAUGAAAAAAACCACAUAGAAAUGUUCGCAUUAAGCAUCCAAUAAUCUGUAUGGGAUCCAGAGGCCCUGAGUUUGAGAGAUUUUUUAAACAAGUCAUUCUUUACUAUAUA
This is a messenger RNA of Heteronotia binoei (common prickly gecko), 905 nucleotides long. RefSeq names its product zinc finger protein 239-like. Gene Ontology annotation, cellular component: nucleus. The transcript has a single exon. The record is from RefSeq and is a predicted model, not a curated record. The coding region runs from base 1 to 840 and encodes 279 amino acids. Gene Ontology annotation, molecular function: DNA-binding transcription factor activity, RNA polymerase II-specific; RNA polymerase II transcription regulatory region sequence-specific DNA binding. Gene Ontology annotation, biological process: regulation of transcription by RNA polymerase II. Lineage: Eukaryota; Metazoa; Chordata; Lepidosauria; Squamata; Gekkonidae.